AUGGGCAACGCGCUUGGGGAUGUGUCAAAUUAUGCCUGCUGCACAACGCGGGGGGACGAAGCCGCUGCAUUGCUUGUGAAAAACAGGCACCACUCUUGGCAGGAUGUUCCAGAGACUGAAGAGUUCCAAGUCUUCUUUGACUGCUACGAGACUCGGGAAGAGAUGCUACAGCGCACGUUCUCUGGCGAGUCUGAACAUCGCCCACGCAGAUGGCCACUGGAGCGCCGGGGCAGUGGAGAAUUGCCCCGCAACCGCCCGCUUUCUUUGGUGCCGGAGGCUGGUUUCCGCACCUUUGCCGAGAGGGCAUCAAUACGCCAGCUGCCGGAACCAACGUUCAGGGAUGACAUGCCGCUUCUUCCAGAAGAUGUCUAUGAAGACCUUGUGCCUGUGCUCAAGGAGGAGGUGCUGGACCAAUGGCGGCGUCGCAUGGAGGAGGGUGAUCUCGACGAGCAGCUGCAGAAGCAGCUUCAGGUGGGCUUCCCAGAACUGGAAGAGUGGACUUCACUCUCCACCGUACGGCGGAUGCUACGAGCAUCCCAGGGAAAUCUGGCACAGGCCACACCAAUGUUGAUGAAGGCCAUCGAAUGUCGUGUUCGGGAACGCGAACUGUUUCAGUGCAUGCGAUGCAAGGCGGCUUGUGACAUGAGGAUCAUUGGACGGGAUCGACAGAACCGUCCGACGAUUUACAUUAGUGCACGGAGCCAGACAGAGCCUCUGCGAGCUCUUAUCCCACAAGUCUUCCUGGCCUUUGAGGCAGCGACGCGGCUUGCUCAGGAGGACGGCCAGGCAAUUCUGGUUGCUGACAUGAUCCAGUUGCAGCCGCAGCUGAACAUGGAUCUUUUCGCUUUUAAAGAUCUAGCCAACAACUUUGGAGUGGUUUUUGCGGAUCGUCUGAACUGCAUCCUCAUUGUGGAUUUUUCGUGGGUGGCGCAGGCUGUCUGGUCCACCCUCAAGCCGUUUCUCAGCGAGCGCACGCAGAGAAAGAUCAACUUCCUCAGCGAGGCAAAGGCCCGGUCCUUCGUCAGCCAGAACUUCUCCGCUGCGACCCGCGACAGGAUCUUCAGCUCCUUCGACAUCAACCGGGAUGAGCUAAGCACGCAGGAGGACAGAUUUGCCCAUGCGCUUCGGACUGCCAUUUGCGAUGUGCCAUUGGGGGAGCUACGAGCUGCAGACGAGGCGCUGGUGGGUGUCUGUGGGAAUCCAGGUAAGAGCGGUGUCAAAUCUAGUAGCUGUUGCCGCUGUUGCCCAGGCCGGGUAAGGGAACAUUGUGCAAGCAAUUCAGCGCAGGGCUGGCUGGCCGCCACUUUUGAAACAUGUGAUGUCGGCAGCUGCUCUGGUUCCUUCCAACCUAGCAAGGCAUUCUGGUGCACACCUGCCAUCUACAUGCUUCCUUACGGGUCCAGCAUUAGUAUUAGCAGCAUGUUGGCUGUCAAGAUGAUCAGAGCACAGAACAUCCUAGGGCAGGGCUCCGACCUGAGUCUGUCAGCUGAUUCCUGGAACCACCAAGUGGAGGAGUCAAAAAGCUGUUACCGCCAUCUGGUCAUCCGAGUUUCAGAGUGCACAAGGGGCAUGCUUGCAUGUGGUGCCUUGCGCUCCACAGCAAGGCCGAAUGGUUUAAGAGCCGACACCAAAAGUCCGCCCCGGUCUGCGCCUUCAGAGCUAGAAAGGCACACAGACAAGAACCUUACGUCGCCAGAGUCAGAGUGCUUUUCUGGGAAGAUGUGGGCUCCUUUGAGAUGA
Symbiodinium sp. CCMP2592 is the source of this 1740-nucleotide messenger RNA. NCBI's taxonomy places the organism in Eukaryota, Dinophyceae, Suessiales, Symbiodiniaceae. The record is from the annotation of a GenBank genome assembly.